Raphanus sativus (radish) is the source of this 1467-nucleotide messenger RNA. RefSeq lists its product as uncharacterized. The record is from RefSeq and is a predicted model, not a curated record. The transcript has 13 exons. The coding region runs from base 80 to 1279 and encodes 399 amino acids. Lineage: Eukaryota; Viridiplantae; Streptophyta; Magnoliopsida; Brassicales; Brassicaceae.
CGACCUAAGUGAUAUUUUCUCGAGAAAAUAGCGGGGGUCGAAAAUUCAAAAAAAAAAAAAAACGGAGGAGAAACCAAAAAUGGAGCUCCUCAAGCUGUCAAAAUUCAAAUUGCAGCUUCAAUCGAUGAUCGGAGAAGUGAGAGAUCUGCGUGAAAGGGAGCGAUCAGUGACGGAUCACUUGAAUCUCAUCAACCAGAAACAGAAGCAGACGGAGGAGGAGUACAGCAGGAAAGUGCACGAGCUAGAAUCUGAGUUAGUUUCUUCUAGAGAAACGCAAGAGGCACUCGAGAGGAAGGUGAGUUACCUCCAGAACGACUAUAGUUUGCUGGAGAGCAAGCAGAACGAAUUGAAGAGUACUAUCCAAAACCUGCUUCAGUCACGAGAAAGUUUCUUAAACGCUUACCAGGAGUCGUUUAGUGAGAUGAGAUGUUCAGUUGAGGCCAGGGAUAGGAAGAUUGGUAUCCUUCACCAGAAGAUAACAUCUCACUUGGCAUUGUUUGAUUCAAUUGAGAAAGAGGCGUCGGCGAUCAAAAACGUUAUUCAGGAAGUUCAGGGACUUGUGGAUCAAAAAGAAGAUGUAGUGGCUGGAUUGAAAGAAAAAAUGGAGCAUGUCUCUACAUAUGAGAAAGUAUUCAUCGAGAAAAUCAGCACUUUAGAGGAGACAAUUGAAUAUCAGGAAACAGAAUUACAGAGCAAGGAUAAUAGAAUAUCAGAGCUUUGCGCUCAGCUGGAAGAAGCAAAGAUGAAAAAUGAAUAUCAACUUCAAAUCGAAGAGUUUCAGAAAACUUUGAAGGUCAAAGAUUUAGUUGUGGAGAACUUGAUUUCUGAGAAGGAGGCAUUGCAUUCUGAAGUGAGGAGUCUAGAGAUGAUCUUGUUGCGGAUUCAGGAAUCUGUCACCCAUAUGACCGAAGAGGACAGAAGAGUGUUCACAUCAAUACUGACACUCGAACAAGGUGCUGAUGAAAGAAACAGCCAUUCGAGGUACAAUGAUGCAGUUGACAAAACGGAGGAACUUGCAUGUGAAGCUCCUAUUAUGGGUUCCCAAGAAAAUUCAGUAAACGUUAUUUCAUCAGCGUCUCCUCGGUGUGCGCACCAAAACACAGGCUGCAGUUUGGUACAGGAAGCUGAUCAUGGACCGGACUCGGGGCAGUAUCUGCAGCAUAACAACGUCAGUGGCCAUUGGCAGAGUACUAAUAAAAAUGACCACUUUGACACCGAGGACAAGUGCAAAGACUUAAUGAACCAGCCUGGUUCAGAGUGCUCAACUAAUCGUGUAUAGUAAGUAAGGGAAGUGUCUAAUCACGAUUUAUGAUCGUUAUCACUUCUUAUCGUUAUACUCUUGUACACGACUAGUUAGGACUCGUGUCAUAUAACGACAAGAACAUGAAUUUUCUACUCACACGCAAUGAACAAGAGAAAAGGUAUUUUCUUUGCAUUUCUAUAAAGAUUGGAAACGAAAUAUAGGUC